Molecule: messenger RNA, 602 nt
Organism: Pollicipes pollicipes
Lineage: Eukaryota; Metazoa; Arthropoda; Thecostraca; Pollicipedomorpha; Pollicipedidae
Product: mitochondrial import inner membrane translocase subunit Tim22
Exons: 5
Biological process (GO): protein insertion into mitochondrial inner membrane
Cellular component (GO): TIM22 mitochondrial import inner membrane insertion complex
Molecular function (GO): transmembrane protein transporter activity
Source: RefSeq, a predicted model, not a curated record
UUUUUGAGAGCUGUCCUUUUAAAUCAGGCCCUGAGUGGAGUUGCAGGUUUUGGUUUGGGAGGAGCUCUUGGCCUGUUUACAUCCAGUGUGAACCCUUCAAUAACUGGAGCAGAACUGAAGCAGCAAACAGCCAAAGAGGUUUUUAUGGAGAUGCGGACUGCUAUGCUGCAAUAUGCGAAGAACUUCGGCAUGAUCGGACUGAUGUUCGCUGGGGUGGAAUGCUGCAUCGAAUCGUACCGGGCCAAGGAUGACAUGAGGAACGGCACGUACGCGGGCGCCGUCACCGGAGGCCUCAUCGGUCUGCGCGCCGGCCUGAAGGCGGGCGUUCUCGGGGGUGCCGGAUUCGCGGCAUUCUCAGCCGCUAUCGAAUACUACAUGAGAAGCUGAGUGACGAUCGCUGUGAGCGAUCUGUCCGCGAUUCUACCACUAUGUGGUGUGAGUUGAAAUGUGUCAUGUUGUUCACCUAUAGUGAGUGAUUCUGGGGGUGCAGUCGCCAGACGUUCGAGAAGGUAAAUGUUGCGCUGGUGUGUUGAUUAGUAGCGCUGACUGGAGGACGAGCUGCCUUGGGUGGUGAAAAUAAAUGGCAGAAGCCUCCCACGUCA